AAUAUUUUUGCUAUAUAAAUUUUGUUUACAAUAUUGAUUUAUUUGUGGAAUAAUACGAUCGUUGUGAAUUUUACUAUCUUUGAUUAGCAUUUAUAUAAACAGUGAGUGAUAAAAUUUUUAAGAGAGAAAACGGAACGUAAGAUGCAAAUGUCGUCUGUCUUGCUUGUCUUUUAAUUUUUUGUCAGACAGAAAGUAGUUGAGGAAUCUGGCGCAGUUUUUACUGCAUUUGACUUGUUCGUGAUUGUGUUGCUUCAUUUCAAUCAAUUAAAUAACAAAAUGGAUAAGAGGAAACUGUCUACAGCUGGUGAUAGUUUGUAUCAAAUACUUCAAGUACCCAAAACUGCAACAGCGGAUGAUGUCAAAAAGAGCUAUAGGAAAUUAGCGUUAAAAUAUCAUCCUGAUAAAAAUCCUAACAAUCCUGAGGCUGCUGAUAAAUUCAAAGAAGUAAAUCGUGCCCAUACUAUUCUUAGUGACGCAACAAAAAGGAAUAUAUAUGACAAUUACGGAUCUCUUGGAUUGUACAUCGCAGAACAAUUCGGCGAAGAAAACGUCAACGCCUAUUUUGUUGUCACAAGUACUUGGUGCAAAGCUCUGUUCAUCGUCUGUGGAAUUUUGACCGGUUGUUACUUCUGUUGCUGCUUAUGCUGCUGUUGCAAUUGCUGCUGUGGAAAGUGCAAGCCUCGGCCCCCAGAAGAGUCUGGUGACUAUCACACCUUAGAACGCGAUGACUCGGAUGGCGUACAAGCUGUAACUGUGCAACCAGGCGGAGAAGGGCGUCCGAAAGGUGAUCAGGCUCCACCCAUUGCCAUGCCGCCCCCAUCAGUACCUGGCGCGUCAGAGAAUACUGGCCUCAACACAGGAAGUUGGUUGACAGUUUACACCCAACCGAAAUCGAUAGAUUGCUUCACCUUGCAUGUGAGAGCUACAACAGAUUUGGAACGGGAACAAUAUGUAUUAAAGUACGGCAACUUCAGUGGACAUGUGAAUUGGGAGACAUGUUUCCUAGAAGUAGAGUCACCCAUCGGCAAACACUUCCUUCAAGGUACCGGCGAAUCGGGCUUGCUCGAGAAUGUUAUAAUUACAUCAAUUACAAAAGACGAGUAUACUCUCCAGGAAGAAUCCGCUGACCAGUGGACGUUGUAUGGGCGACGGGGAAGUGAAGUUCUCAUGAUGCGAGAUUGUAUGGGAGAGACUGCAGCUACAUUCGCCCGCGCUCCUUACUGGCCUACCGUACAAGAUUUGUAUGCUAUACUACACAGGAGCGGUGUUGCACCCUUGACACAAGGAAGGGUGCUUUGUGAACCACGGAAUAUACCCGUAGGACAUAUUUCGAUCAAUCACUACUUUUCGAAGGUUUAG
This is a messenger RNA of Diatraea saccharalis (sugarcane borer), 1359 nucleotides long. The record is from the annotation of a GenBank genome assembly. Lineage: Eukaryota; Metazoa; Arthropoda; Insecta; Lepidoptera; Crambidae.